AUGGAUGAACAUCCCGAUCUUGCUCCCGACAACCUGUUCCGCUAUCUCCCUCUCCACCGUGUCUUGAUCUGUCUGCCAUGUCAACAUGCGGUCCAGCCGAGCGCGGUCAUGCGUCAUCUGAAGGAAAUCCAUCAUCUGAACCAUGCCCAGCGCAAACCUUUCAUGGAGUAUGCCUCCAAGUUCGCGAUCGCAGGUCCCCAGGACGUGGUUCCUCCCGAUGAAUCCCAUUUUCCGGUGCCAUUCUUGCCGGUCCUGAAUGGAUUGUCAUGUCGAUUUCCAGGCUGCGAACAUCUCUGUGUGACUACCAAACGGAUGAGACACCACUGCUUAUCAGUGCACCAGAUCGCGGGUCGGGAGGGCUUGGACUGGCAUCCCGUGAAAUUACAGACCUUCUUCAAAGGCAAUGCCCUCAGAUACUUUACGAAUCGAUCAUCCGCCAUGCCUCCUGCGGAUCAACCCAGUGCGAGUGGGAGCGGGAAUAGCAGUGAUACUGACCUCUGGAGCACACGCGCUCUGUCGACUCCAGCGAGCGAACCCACAAUGUUUAUGACUCCUUUAAGCCCUGUUGCCCUCAGCAGAAGCGAUUCCAAUCUCUUCCAUCACUACGUGAACUUUACAUACCUCACUUUUUCUAGCGACCCUGCGGUGCAGCGGGUGUUCAAAGAAAUUGUUCCACGACUGGCGGCCGGGUUCCCUUUCUUGAUGCACGGUAUCUUAGCAUGUUCAGCUCUACACCUGGCGUACGGAGAUCCGUCGAAUCGGCCGCGAUAUGUCAUUGACGCACUGCAUCAUCAGGAACUUGCCAUACCGGAAUUUCGAUCGACAAUCAUGCAUGUGAAUGAUGAUAAUGGUGAAUCGAUUCUCGCCUUCGCCUUUAUGCUAGUGGUCUGCUCGCUGGGGACGGAGGAGGGAGAGGGAGGGAAUCUGUUCCUCUUUCCAAGUGGCACGGGUAACGAUUCACACACGAUCCAUCUCCUUCGUGCUGGAUGUUCGAUGCUCUCUCCCGUUUGGUCCAAGAUUAGUGAGGGACCGCUGGCCCCACUGAGCAAGCUCUGGCGGGACGACCUCUGUGUCUCGAUAGACUUGGAUACCGAUCCGUUGCUCAACUCCCUGUUUUCCGUCUUGCCCGACGGACCAUCCACAAUGGGCUUUUGGUCGGAAAGUGUCUAUCGUAGCGCGGCUAUUCUUUUGGUAGAGGCAUUCGAAUUUGCCCGUCAACGGGGGGCAGCGUUCACCGUCUGGGAUGCCCUUAAUGCAUGGCCCUUGCGUGUGCCCUCUGAAUAUUUAGAUCUACUCCAGGCAAACCAUCCAGGGGCACUGCUGCUCCUGGCGUAUUACUUUCUGCUUCUACAGACUUUGAAGCCCUUGUGGUUUUUCGAGACUCGCGUAUCCCAGUUACUGGACGGUAUCUGCCUGCGAUUACAAGGCAACAGCCCAGAUAAUGUAUGGCAAUUGUUUCUGGAGAUUCGCGCAAAAUCCUCACUCUGA
Paecilomyces variotii is the source of this 1488-nucleotide messenger RNA. RefSeq lists its product as hypothetical. NCBI's taxonomy places the organism in Eukaryota, Fungi, Ascomycota, Eurotiomycetes, Eurotiales, Thermoascaceae. Gene Ontology annotation, biological process: regulation of transcription by RNA polymerase II. The record is from RefSeq and is a predicted model, not a curated record. Gene Ontology annotation, molecular function: DNA-binding transcription activator activity, RNA polymerase II-specific. The transcript has 2 exons. The coding region runs from base 1 to 1488 and encodes 495 amino acids.